This is a messenger RNA of Asparagus officinalis (garden asparagus), 1995 nucleotides long. RefSeq names its product receptor kinase-like protein Xa21. The transcript is spliced from 2 exons. The record is from RefSeq and is a predicted model, not a curated record. Lineage: Eukaryota; Viridiplantae; Streptophyta; Magnoliopsida; Asparagales; Asparagaceae. Gene Ontology annotation, molecular function: receptor serine/threonine kinase binding. The coding region runs from base 1 to 1995 and encodes 664 amino acids.
AUGUCACCACAGUUUGUUUUUUCAACGCUCACAGCCCUAGUCGUCCUCUCAUGUCCACAAGCUUCCACAUCCAACCCCACCUUCCACCUAAAACACGACAAUUUCACUGAUCGACAAUCACUUCUCUCCUUCAAAUCCACCAUAUCCGGCGAUCCUAGAGGAUCGCUGUCCUCGUGGAACGACUCUCUUCAUUUCUGCCGAUGGCAAGGCAUCACUUGCGGUGGCUUCCGGCAUCCUCAAAGGGUCAUAUCCUUGAACUUGAGCUCCCUCGGUCUUGUUGGAGUUAUUUCGACGGCCAUAUCUAACCUCACAUUUCUCAGGGAGAUUGAUCUGUCGGACAAUCAAAUUAGUGGAUCCAUCCCACAAGAGAUUGGUCGCCUUUCCAGGUUGACAUAUCUUAACCUGAGUGUGAAUUCUCUCGGAGGAGGUAUUCCUGCUUCACUCUCUCACUGUUCAAAAUUAGAGAAACUGAGUUUGUCGCGUAACAAGGUCCAAGGUGAAAUUCCAGUCAGUCUCGGCAAUUGUUCUAGCCUACAGCUCCUAUAUUUAAGUAACAAUAGCCUCACAGGACGUAUACCUUCUUCAUUAACAAGCCUUUCCUCGCUUUCUUUCCUAUCUAUGUCUGGAAACAAAUUAUAUGGCAGCAUCCCACGUGCCAUUGGAAACCUUACUUCUCUAACUCAACUCUUCCUAUACAAUAACAGCCUUAGUGGCAGCAUCCCAUCUAGCAUAGCUAACCUCACCUCUCUAACUGUACUUUACUUGCACCAUAACGAACUCACUGGCAGCAUCCCAUCUAGCAUAGCUAACCUCACCUCUCUAACUGUACUUUACUUGUACAAUAACGAACUCACUGGCCGCAUCCCACCGAGCAUAGGGAACCUCAUUUCUCUUACUAGCCUUGCACUAGAUCAUAACCAGUUAUCAGGAAGCAUACCACAUUCAUUAGGCAGCCUUUCUGAACUAGAAGAGCUUGAUUUGUCGUUUAACAGCCUCUCUGGAGGCGUACCACCUUCAUUGUGGAAUCUCUCUUCUCUUUUGACUCUAGAUAUGUCAGCAAACUAUCACCUAUCUGGUUCACUUCCGCCAAACAUAGGCCAAGCUCUUCCUCGGCUUGAAUUUUUUUCCCUGGCCUUUAACCAAUUCCACGGACCUAUCCCAAUGUCAUUAUCCAAUGCAUCUCAUCUUGGAGAGAUUGAACUUGCUGGAAAUAGAUUUACUGGCAUAAUCCCUCCUAGCCUCGGACGUUUACGAGAGCUGCAAGACCUACGUAUUUAUGAUAACUACCUUGAAACAGUGGAACCUGAUGGAUGGAAUUUCGUAACCGCUUUGACCAAUUGUACCCAGUUGGAGCUGUUGGACAUAUCGUCAAAUAAUCUUAGUGGCAUGCUACCGAAUUCAAUCGCCAACCUUUCCACCAAUCUUAAGGCUCUUGCUAUGUAUAAUAACUACAUCUCUGGAAAAAUAUCUUCUGAUAUCGGAAACCUUGUAAACCUUACGGCACUUAAUAUGGGUGAAAACUCGCUUUAUGGCUCCAUUCCUUCAAGCAUCGGGAAGCUUCCGAACUUGCAUCUACUGGAAUUGGACAUUAACAAGCUAUCUGGAGAGAUACCAUCUACCAUCGGCAACCUUACUCAAUUGAAUGAACUUUAUCUAGAUUCCAAUGAACUGAGCGGGAAUAUACCAGCAAGUCUUGGAAAGUGCCAAAACCUAAUAUUGCUAAAUCUCAGAUAUAACAAACUUACGGGUAGUAUACCCAAAGAAGUUGUCUCCAUUUCUGGGCUCUCCAGAGGUUUAAGCUUGGCAUCCAAUUCACUGUCAGGGCCAAUACCAUCUGAAAUCGGGAGCUUAACAAACUUGAAUAUAUUAGAUUUUAGCAUGAACAAAUUGUCCGGUGAAAUCCCUAUCACUCUCAGUGAGUGUCAAGUGCUGCAGGAGCUUUAUCUUGGUGGAAAUCUCUUUCAAGGAAGUAUUCCUUCUUCUUUAGCCUCGUGA